This is a messenger RNA of Microthlaspi erraticum, 405 nucleotides long. NCBI's taxonomy places the organism in Eukaryota, Viridiplantae, Streptophyta, Magnoliopsida, Brassicales, Brassicaceae. The record is from the annotation of a GenBank genome assembly.
AUGGGAGUAGUGGUCAAAGUCAUAGCUGGAGAGUCAAUGGGAAUUAAAUCUCCUUUCUACACAACAACACCAAUCAUGUACCUUGACUUUACCCUCAAACCAGGAUCUCAAACUCACCAGACCGCUUUCGCCUACAUUAUAGAUGGCGACGAAGGUGUGUUCGGUUCCUUGAACUCUUCCGCUAUAUCGGGGCACCAUGUUGUUGUGUUUGGAGUUGGGGAUUUAGUUAGCGUGUGGAACAAGUCAACGUCAAAGCCGUUGAGGUUUCUGUUGAUUGCAGGGGAACCGAUCGGUGAGGCUGUUGUUCAGUCGGGUCCGUUUGUGAUGAAUUCACAGGCAGAGAUCGAUGUGGCUUAUGAGGACUAUCAGAAUGCUAAGAAUGGGUUUGAAAUGGCUACGUGUUAA